Molecule: messenger RNA, 637 nt
Organism: Rhodamnia argentea
Lineage: Eukaryota; Viridiplantae; Streptophyta; Magnoliopsida; Myrtales; Myrtaceae
Exons: 2
Coding region: 30-446 (138 amino acids)
Source: RefSeq, a predicted model, not a curated record
CCCCCUUCCAUCGCGGACCCGGAAAAAGCAUGGUGCACUCGAGCUUUCGGCAGCUCAUCUUCCUCGUUCUCUUUCUCGCCGUUUCCCUUUCGAACGGCGAUAGCACAGUCCCCAGGGAGACGGAGCCGGACAAGACGACGGGGACUUUCCAUGCGACGAAGAGCGGGAUCAAGUGCUCGACAUGCACUUGCUCGGACCCGUGUGGCCAGCAGCAGAGCCUGCCGCCGCCUCCUCCUCCUCCUCCCCGUCCCCCUCCACCUCCGUUGCCGCCUCCUCCGCCGAGGUUCAUCUACGUGACGGGGAUGCCGGGGAACUUGUACUCAUCCGACACCAAUGACGACUGGCAUUACUAUUACUCAGGUGCUUCUCGGAAUCGUGUCGCGGGUUACAACGAGUUGGUGCUUUUGGUUGGAUUUGGCAUUUUGGGUGCUGUAGCAACUUGGUGAUGGUGGUGUUUAUAUAUGGCUGUGAAUUUGAUUCGGCGAAACUAAAAAAGAAACGGUAAAUAAUGCUGUUGGCUCAGGAGGGUAGGUACAUAGAUGUCGGUGCUUUAUUCAUUCAUCGAUGUUGAUGUUGGUACUCUCGACAUUAUUCUAUGAAUCUUGUCUCACUGAUAUAUAGAGUUCGUUCUUCUUUC